This is a messenger RNA of Colletotrichum higginsianum IMI 349063, 198 nucleotides long. RefSeq lists its product as uncharacterized. The coding region runs from base 1 to 198 and encodes 65 amino acids. Lineage: Eukaryota; Fungi; Ascomycota; Sordariomycetes; Glomerellales; Glomerellaceae. The record is from RefSeq and is a predicted model, not a curated record. The transcript is spliced from 2 exons.
AUGGCGACUGUUAUGCGGAAGGGGGACAACUCCCAAGGGAUGGUCGGAAGAGGUGCUGCGCAGCGCAGAGAGACGGUAGAAACGGAUGAAACCACACACCCCCUCCAGAGAAGUACGGACGAGCCGGAGCUCGACACGGCGAGAAACCCGACGAGGAAAAAAGGGUCGCAGAAGGAUUGUCGCCGGGAUCUCGUCUGA